GAGUUUGUCAACCAGGACCUGACUUCAGGUAAAGUGGACUGACAACGGCUAGAAUGGCAAAUCGCGCAGUGGGGCCGCGCAACUAUUGCCAACGCCUCAGUUAUAUGUACCUCAAAUUCACGCUGGUCGCGUACGCCACCUUCUUCUGGAUAAUAGGAGGAUUGAUCCUGUGCAUUGGGAUAUAUGCAGAGGUUGAAAGACAAAAGUACAAAACAUUGCAAGGUGUCUUUCUGGCUCCGGCUGUAAUCCUGAUUGUCCUCGGAAUUCUGAUGUUUGUGGUUUCCUUCAUCGGUGUUCUAGCAUCUCUCCGGGAUAACUUGUGUCUUCUUAAUGUGUUUCUCUGCACACUUGCAAUUGGAUUGAUACUUGAAUUGAUUGGUGGAAUCGUAGCAUUGAUCUUCAGGAAUCAGACAUUAGACCUCAUGAAUGAAAACAUCCGCCGAGGAAUUGAACAUUAUUAUGAUGACCUGGAUUUCAAGAACAUAAUGGAUUUUGUCCAACAGGAGUUUAAAUGCUGUGGUGGACAAGAUUUCACAGAUUGGUCAGCAAAUAUGUACCAUAAUUGUGAAGGAACUGGACCAUUGGCUUGUGGUGUACCGUAUUCAUGUUGUGUUCAUAAUAAGAUGGAUGUUGUCAACACAAUGUGCGGAUAUAAAACUCUUAAAAAACAUCGCCUCAGUCUUCUUAGUAUCAUCUAUGUCCGUGGGUGCACAGAUACGGUCCUGAAUUGGUUCUUGGCACACCAUGCGGCUAUGGCUGCUCUCUUGUUGGGUAUAAUAGUACCACAGGUGCUGCCUGACCUGCUGAGUUCCUCCAGCAGGGCUAAAAGAAGGCACGAAGUUACUCUCACAGACAAGUUUUUGGGGGUUCUGUUAACUUGGCUGUACACCACCCGGCUACAGGACAUCAUCUAUGAGCAUGAUAGAAUGGACGUUGGUCUGAUGAGUGGACGGUCUUCUGGACCUCGGAAAGCAGAUGUCAGCACGUCAGGAACAGGAUGCUGUUGGUGCUUACCUAAUCUUGAUACUGUUGCAUAAAACUUUUCAAGGGUUCUGAUAAUCUUAAACCUGAGAGAGACAGAGGGAGAAGGAGAGACUGCAGCAUCAAGUUCCCAAAAACUGUCACAUAGCUCAGGGAUGUAAAGAAAAUCAAUUUUCAAACCUUGCAGCGUAUUUAAUAGUAAUUGAGUCCAGGGAAGAUGAAGAAUAAUUUUCAGAGAUGGUACAUCCACAACUAAAAUUGUUAAGACGUCAUUCAAAUAUUAACAUCUUAGGGUAUAUCAGCAUUUUUGCUGUCUUAAUUGAUACCUUUCUUUAUUUCUUUCUUUCUUUAUUAAUCUUUUUAUUGAUUUAAAAGGAACAUAAAUACAAACAAGAGGAGAAUCAUCUCAAAUAUAUAUAUACUGUAUGAAUAACAAUACAGAGAUUGAAAUAGACAUUAUCAAAAUCAUACAUAGUGUUAAGCUAGUAUAUAAUAUAUAAUAAAAAAAGAAAACAGUGAUUCUCCUCUUAUCAGUUCAUGAAGAGGAAAGAAAAAACUUUGAAUUUUAAAUGAAGAAAAAAAACCACUACACUAUACAAAAAAAAGGGAAAAAAGGGGACUGGGCGGUCCAUUGUGAGGAUACAACCAAAAAAAAAAGAAAGACCUUCUGGUCAAACUUAAAACUUCAAAAAAAAAAAAAUUGGAAGAGUAAUAAAUCAAAUCAAAUGAAAAUAUUGAAUAAAAGGUCACCAGAUUUGCACAAAUUUAAAGGAUGUAUCAAAUGUCUGACUUCUUAUUUUCUCUAAACUUAAACAGGACAUAAUGGAGGAAAGCCAAUAAAAGACAGUAGGUGGAUUAGAAUCCUUCCACUUCAGGAAAAUGGUUCUCCUAGCCAAUAAAGUUGAAAAGGCUAUCAUACGUUGAGCAGAAACAGGAAUAUUUCCUGGUUUCGAUGGGGUAUCCCAAAUAUUGCUGUAAGUAAUUUAAGUUGUAGGUCCAGAUCCAAGACUUAUGAUAAUGCUUUAGAAACAUCUCUCCAAAAAUUGUCUAGUUUUAUACAAGACCAAAACAUAUGAGCUAAAGUGGCCACCUCACUAUCACAUCUGUCACAAAUGGGAUUGAUGUUGGAAAAAAUAUGUGCUAGUUUAUCCUUUGACAUAUGGGCCCGAGGCACUACCUUGAACUGUAUCAAGGAAUGAUGGGCACAAAUAGAUGAGUUAUUAACCAAAUGAAGAAUUUUGCUCCAUUGAUUAUCUGAAAAUGACUCUUGAACUUCCAAUUCCCAAGCACAUUUAAUUUUAUCGUUAGAUAUCACUUGUAAAUUCAAUAUCCAUUUAUAAAUUAUAGCUAUCAACCCUUUUUGAAGUGGUUUAAGCUGAAAGAGAGCAUCCGUCAUAUUAGGUGGAUAAGCAGAAGGGUAACUGGGCAGCAAACCACAUAAAAAAUUCCUAAUUUGUAAAUAUCUAAAGAAAUGUACAUUAGGUAAACCAUAUUUAUCCACUAACUGAGAAAAAGACAUUAAACAGUCACGUAAAAGCAAAUCUGAAAAUGUUGUUAUUCCCUUGGUUUUCCAAAUUAAAAAGGUCUUAUCCAAAAUUGAUGGUUUAAAAGAAAUUUAAAUGGAUAUUACUAGAAAGAACAAAAUUAUUCAACUGAAAAUAUCUACGAAACUGAAACCAAAUUCUUGAAGUAUGUUUAAUAAUAGGAUUAAAGUCUUGUCUACUAAUCUUAGAAAACAAAAAGGGAAGAGGAGCUCCCAGUAAAGAGGCCAAAUCCUUUUUUUUACAAAAUCUUGCUCUUAUUGCUAUAGGCAUCCGUUAGUCUCAUGAGACCAUGGAUUUGCACCUUGGAAGGUUUCCAGGGCGCAGGCCUGGGCAAGGUUGUAUGAAAGACCAGCAGUGGCCCAUGCUGCAAGUCUCCCCUCUCCAUGCCACCGAUGUUGUCCAAGGGAAGGGCAUUAGGACCCAUACAGCUUGGCACUGGUGUCGUCGCAGAGCAAUAUGUGGUUAAGUGCCUUGCUCAAGGACAGACACACUGCCUCAGCCAAGGCUCAAACUAGCGACCUUCAAAUCACUAGACGAACUACUUGGCCACACGCCAACAAUAUUGCUAUGAUGCACUGUAUUGCAUUGGGCGUUCAAAGCCAGCAUUGAGAUUUACUCAUAAUUUGAUGUUAGAACCAGCAUAUUUCCCUAUCAUCCUGUGACUUGGUGUUUGCUGUCCCUCAAUCUUACCUCUUCAGUAGCUUGGUUCACCCCACCCCUCCGUUCCACCACAAGGUGAUUCUAAACAUUUCAGAAAUUAAUACAACAUGAGGAAGAAAUGGCUUCAUUAAAUUUUGGCCAGGAAUGAACUGUAGAUAUGGGCUAUCCUUGGUAUCGAUUAGACUUAUGUUUACAAAGACGGCCAAAUUAUGCCCAUUCCUCCCGUUACAACCAACCUCUAUCCUGCAGUUCUGGAUGUUAGUCCGUAAUACACAUAAUGCUGUGAAGGCUCUGACAGGGAGUCUGUGAUUUUUGUUUUUGGCUUCAAAUUAAUAUGUGUACAAUUAAUUUUUGAAAAAGAAUAAAUGAGUGAUUUUGCAAACACGAUUUUGUAUUGAUCACUAGAAGCACAAAACACAGUU
Molecule: messenger RNA, 3607 nt
Organism: Mobula hypostoma (lesser devil ray)
Lineage: Eukaryota; Metazoa; Chordata; Chondrichthyes; Myliobatiformes; Myliobatidae
Gene: tspan15
Product: tetraspanin 15
Exons: 9
Coding region: 54-1037 (327 amino acids)
Cellular component (GO): plasma membrane
Source: RefSeq, a predicted model, not a curated record